UUGAGGAAUGAUGACCAAGGAAUAGCAGUUGCUAUUUAAGUGUCUGUCUGCGGAAUAAAGCCAGCAUUUUUGAGCAGAUGUAGUUCACUACAUCUGGUUGCCAACAGUAUGCUUCAGUGGAGGAGACGCCACUGCUUCUUUGCCAAGAUGAGCUGGAAUAGCAAGAGGUCCCUGUUCCGCACCCAUCUCACUGGCCUUUUAUCCCUGGUGUUUCUUUUUGCAAUGUUUUUAUUUUUCAACCACCACAACUCAUUUGCUGGGAGAAUUGGACUGAAAGAGAACCCAGUUACUCAUACAACACGUGGAUUUAAAGCCACCAAAAGUGAAACCAACAGCUCAUUAAGGAACAUCUGGAAAGAUGCGGUCCCUCAAACACUGAAGCCCCACACAGCGUCCAACGUAAGCAACAUGGAGCUGCUACAGCAAGGGGUAACAGGACUGGAGAACACGCUGAGCACCAACGGAAGCAUUUACAGUGAAAAUGGUGUCGGCCGUGAAAAUGUGUACCAUUAUAAGUACGUGAUUAACGAACCAGACAAGUGUCAAGGCAAAAAUCCAUUUCUGGUAUUGCUGAUAGCUGCAGAACCGAGGCAAACGGAAGCUAGACAAGCUAUAAGACAAACGUGGGGAAAUGAAAGCCUUGCACCAGGAAUACAAAUUCUAAGACUCUUCCUGCUGGGCUUAAACGCAAAGCUAAAUGGAUUAAUGGAGCAGGCCAUUAUGGAAGAAAGUCGCCAAUACCACGACAUCAUUCAGCAGGAAUAUUUAGACACUUACUACAACCUGACCAUUAAAACCUUAAUGGGCAUGAACUGGGUAGCCACAUAUUGUCCACAUGUCCAAUACGUCAUGAAAACAGACAGCGAUAUGUUUGUCAACACUGAAUACUUGAUAAACAAGCUACUCAAACCAGAACUUCCACCAAAAACAAAGUUUUUCACCGGGUAUCUAAUGAGAGGUUACGCACCCAAUCGCAACAAAGACAGUAAGUGGUACAUGCCACCAGAGUUAUACCCGAGUGAGCGCUACCCUGUAUUUUGUUCUGGGACUGGUUAUGUGUUCUCUGGAGACUUGGCAGAGAAGAUAUUUAAGGUCUCCUUAAGUAUCAGGAGGUUGCACCUAGAAGAUGUUUAUGUGGGUAUUUGUCUAGCCAAGUUGCGUAUUGACCCAGCACCCCCACCCAAUGAGUUUGUAUUCAACCACUGGAGAGUUUCUUACUCUAGCUGUAAAUACAGCCAUCUCAUUACCUCUCACCAGUUCCAGCCAGGAGAACUGAUUAAAUACUGGAACCAUUUGCAACAGAACAAGCACAACGCCUGCGCCAAUGCAGCCAAGGAAAAAGCUAGCAAGUACCGGCAUCGCAAAAUGCACUAGAAGUGAGAAAAACCAUACAAAAAAAAAAAUCUAUAUAAUAUUUAACAUUGUGUGCGAUUUAAGACAAACAUGAGAGCAUGUGCAGUGGAGUAAAAAGCUUAUUUGGACUGUAAGUAUUUUCACAAAAUAGGGGUGAAAAAAAACAACUAUUUUUUUAUUUUCCAGAAUUAUAUAACUCUAUAGAAAUUAAUGUUGUGUGUUUAAUAUGUGCAAUAAGAAGCAUGCACAAUUUGGUGAUACACCUGCUAUAUUUUAUGUGCCAAUAAAGUGCGACUGGUCAAGUUUUCCACAUAGAAACAAAAAUGUAUCACAAUAUUUAGAAAUAUGGCUAACACAAAAAAUAAAACCGUUUUGAGUUAUGCCUUGUGUAGAAAAGCCAUAUUUUAAUUUGUCAAAUGUCUACACAAAUUAGUAUCAAGUAACCGAUGUUCAAGUGGAGAAUUUUUUACAGAAAAAUUACCAAACGUGUGCACAAUAAACCUAAAGAAGGAACUAAAAACUGUUUGCAUUCAGGAAAGAUUCCAUUACAAUCUAUUUCUAUGCGAUUCUGUUUUGUUUCUAAAGAACCGAAGGACAAUCAGCUCUCUAAAGACGCUAUGGAAGUAUCCAUAAUGACAAA
Molecule: messenger RNA, 1993 nt
Organism: Spea bombifrons (plains spadefoot toad)
Lineage: Eukaryota; Metazoa; Chordata; Amphibia; Anura; Pelobatidae
Product: beta-1,3-galactosyltransferase 2
Exons: 1
Coding region: 109-1374 (421 amino acids)
Cellular component (GO): membrane
Molecular function (GO): N-acetyl-beta-D-glucosaminide beta-(1,3)-galactosyltransferase activity
Source: RefSeq, a predicted model, not a curated record